Molecule: messenger RNA, 3052 nt
Organism: Tupaia belangeri chinensis (Chinese tree shrew)
Lineage: Eukaryota; Metazoa; Chordata; Mammalia; Scandentia; Tupaiidae
Gene: CREB5
Product: cAMP responsive element binding protein 5
Exons: 11
Coding region: 80-1588 (502 amino acids)
Biological process (GO): regulation of DNA-templated transcription
Molecular function (GO): DNA-binding transcription factor activity
Source: RefSeq, a predicted model, not a curated record
UGCUCAGUCCAACGUGGUCCCUUCACCCGGGCUCCGCUCUUGCCUUCUCCCCACUUGUUUGAUUUAUGAGGAAUCCAAGAUGAAUUUGGAGCAGGAGAGGCCGUUUGUCUGCAGUGCCCCAGGUUGCUCCCAGCGCUUCCCAACCGAGGACCAUCUGAUGAUCCAUAGGCACAAGCAUGAAAUGACUUUGAAGUUUCCUUCAAUAAAGACAGACAACAUGUUAUCAGAUCAAACUCCCACCCCAACAAGAUUCCUGAAGAACUGCGAGGAGGUUGGCCUCUUCAAUGAGCUGGACUGCUCCCUGGAGCAUGAAUUCAGGAAGGCUCAGGAAGAGGAAGGCAGCAAGCGGAAUAUCUCGAUCCAUAACACUGUUGGUGGGGCUAUGACGGGGCCCGGAGCUCACCAGCUUGGCAGUACCCGGAUGCCCAACCACGACACGAGUGUGGUGAUUCAGCAAGCCAUGCCGUCGCCCCAGUCCAGCUCUGUCAUCACACAGGCACCUUCUACCAACCGCCAGAUUGGGCCUGUCCCAGGCUCUCUAUCUUCUCUGCUCCAUCUCCACAACAGACAGAGACAACCAAUGCCAGCCUCCAUGCCCGGGACCCUGCCCAACCCUACCAUGCCAGGAUCUUCUGCCGUCUUGAUGCCAAUGGAGAGACAAAUGUCUGUGAACUCCAGCAUCAUGGGGAUGCAAGGUCCAAACCUCAGUAACCCCUGUGCCUCUCCCCAAGUCCAGCCAAUGCAUUCAGAAGCCAAAAUGAGGUUGAAGGCUGCAUUGACACACCACCCCGCCGCCAUGUCAAAUGGGAAUAUGAACACCAUGGGACACAUGAUGGAGAUGAUGGGCUCCCGGCAGGACCAGACACCACACCAUCAUAUGCACUCACACCCGCAUCAGCACCAGACACUGCCACCUCAUCACCCCUACCCGCACCAGCACCAGCACCCAGCACACCAUCCUCACCCUCAACCCCAUCACCAGCAAAACCACCCCCAUCAUCACUCCCAUUCCCACCUUCAUGCACACCCAGCACAUCACCAGACCUCUCCACACCCGCCCCUGCACACCGGCAACCAAGCACAGCAGGUCUCACCAGCAACACAACAGAUGCAGCCCACCCAGACAAUACAGCCGCCCCAGCCCACAGGGGGGCGCCGGCGAAGGGUGGUAGAUGAGGAUCCCGAUGAGAGGCGGCGGAAAUUUCUGGAACGGAACCGGGCAGCUGCCACCCGCUGCAGACAGAAGAGGAAGGUCUGGGUGAUGUCACUGGAAAAGAAAGCAGAAGAACUCACCCAGACAAACAUGCAGCUUCAGAAUGAAGUGUCCAUGUUGAAAAACGAAGUGGCCCAGCUGAAACAGCUGUUGUUAACACAUAAAGACUGUCCAAUAACAGCCAUGCAGAAGGAAUCGCAGGGGUAUCUAAGUCCGGAGAGCAGCCCUCCAGCAAGUCCUGUCCCAGCCUGCUCUCAGCAUCAAGUCAUCCAACAUAACACCAUCACCACUUCCUCAUCGGUCAGCGAGGUCGUAGGAAGCUCCACCCUCAGUCAGCUCACCACUCACAGAACAGAUCUGAAUCCGAUUCUUUAAAAUGCAUGGGGUAGCCCUUGCCUCCCGGAAGAGCCGUAGCAGACCAUGCGUCCUUUCUUUUAAGGGCAUUUUUAGAAUUAACUCACACCUGGAAUACGUCUCAGCCCUUCAAAGACUGGCUUUCAUUUUUAUAGUUAUUCUGGAAAUGUUGUCUUUUAUACUUAGUUAUAUAAGAAAAAAAGGGAGUUAUGCAAUUAAUAUCUAUCAGCUUGGGAAAUGCUUUGGUGCUUUUCUCCAAUUUUCUGGUACCGUAACUUGUUUAUAAAUUGAACCUUUUCUGUAUAUAGUUGUAGUUUCAUUCUCAUCAGUCCAACCCUUCGCCUGACACAUUGACUCUUGUUAAACCGGAGCAGAGCUUUUAGCCAAAAGGAGGCAUCCCUAGAUGUCAAGGAAGACAGACCCAAGGUAAUUGGGUAGGAAAUGUGAUGACAUCAUAACUCAUGUUGAGUUUGUGCUGGGAUGUCACCAAGAUCCCAGAUAAACACACAGCCUUUCCCACCACUGUUCCAAGAUCCAUCGAUAGCCAAAUACAGCUGCCAAGCACCUCACCACCUCUCCUCUUCCUCUUGGCCCACUGGCUUGAAUGCCCAAUCUACGCCCCACCCCCGCUUCCACUUUUUCUUGGGCUCCAUGUUCCCCCUUCCUUUUGAGUCCCCCACCCCCAUUAGCACUGCAUGGGAAGAGGAGAAGAACAUUUAAAGAAACACACACACACACCCAACAACAAAAGCAAACCUCAAAAACGUGGAUCUAGCCAUGGCUUCACUUGCCCAUAACCCACAGCUGGAGUUCAUUUGACUCUCACUUUUCACAAAACAGUAAUCAGGAGAUCUUUAAUGUGCCUGAUUUAAUGUUUUUAAUAAUCGGGGCGAAUAAAAGGUGGUUUAGUUCGAGGUGAAGCACCGUUGAAUGCCAGCUGUGGAGACACUAGGGAAGGGGGCUUUGUAAGCCUCGAUUGUGAAAGUCCGACUUAUGAUGCGGGGCUAUAACAUCACACCCUUGAAUUGCAACUGGUUUUAUAUGGCCUGUCUAUAAUGUUGAAAAUCCAUGUACUAUAUAAUAAUUCAGAAGGGCUCUAUUCACUACACAGAUUACAUUGUUCAGUCAUCAGCUGCUAAUAGCCUAAGAUUUAUUUAUUUAUUUUUCUUAAGCCUACGGACCCGGCUUUGCUGUUCUAACGGGUGAAAGUAGACUAACUCCUGGAGAAAUAAAAAGAGAAAGAAAACCCAGUGUUUCCACAGGGGCACUCUCGGCUCUCCCACAACAGUUAAAACGCUCUCGGGUUGUUGAAGGAAUCCCAUGGAAAUGGCACACGCUACUCCAAUCUUCUGAACAGUUUUAAUUUAUAUUCCAGUAACUUACAAAUGGACUUGCCAGUUAUAAGAAGCAGAUAGUCCCCACACCUCAAUUGUGCCUCCUUGAAACAAGCCAUGCUACUGUGCUAACAUUUUUUUUUUUUUUUUG